Messenger RNA from Branchiostoma floridae (Florida lancelet), 3669 nucleotides. RefSeq lists its product as uncharacterized. Bases 334 to 3372 code for a protein of 1012 amino acids. Lineage: Eukaryota; Metazoa; Chordata; Leptocardii; Amphioxiformes; Branchiostomatidae. The transcript has 7 exons. The record is from RefSeq and is a predicted model, not a curated record.
AGCUUUUAUCAGGAGGAGAGAGCAAGGAGUUACCCGCCCGCUGUGCUCCUUUGUUUCGCCCCGUUAAAUCCCGCAGCGCGUCAUUGAAAGCGGCGCCCGUCUGAUCUGAUGUUCGUAGCGCCGGAUGGCGCGGUUUCUAUGCUAAUGACCCACGCCAUGACGUCAUAGCCCUCGCCGAGCCAGCCCGAAGCCUGAUCGGCAAGAGGCGAAGUGAGUCAGGUUUCCGACGAUUGCCUUAUUUGGGAAACUCGGCAGGCAUGCGAAAACGUCAUCAUGUGAGAGCGGACAAAAUGGCGGUUCUGUAGCUAUCUUCCGCGUCUUUCCACGACAAUCAUGGAUCACAAAGGAAAUCUUUUGAAAGUUUGCAGGACGUGCGGUGUUCGUUUCAAAAUGAAGAAAGGAAACCCAAAACCUGUGACAGCCUUUAGAGAAGUCAUUUUGCAUCUGUUUAAUGGCUCUGAUGUUUGUCGUGAUCAAGAGGACAUUCAUCCACCAUUUGUGUGUGAGAAAUGCAGGGGUGUCUUAAGCAAGGCUCAAGGGAAGAUGAAGGCAGGACAAGCAGCAGUAACAAUGCUAAGUGACAAGCUGCCAGAUUUUCAGCCACACCUAGAAGACAAUUGUAUCAUAUGCAAUUACAAGCCAACUGGCAGGCCAGUAAAGAAGAAACCAUGGUCCUUGAAAGAAUCGUCCCCGGUUGAAGUUGCCACCCUAACAGCCCCAGCCUGUACAUCUGAAGAGGACGCGCCCCUCCCAACCCCAGCCUGUACAUCUGAAGAGGACGCGCCCCUCCCAACCCCAGCCUGUACAUCUGAAGAGGACGCGCCCCUCCCAAACCCAGCCUGCAUAUCUGAAGAGGACGCGCCCCUCCCAACCCCAGCCUGUACAUCUGAAAAGGACGCGCCCCUCCCAACCCCAGCCUGUACAUCUGAAGAGGACGCGCCCCUCCCAACCCCAGCCUGUACAUCUAGAGACGAGGCACCUCUUGAUGUCCUCACUGAUAAAGAGAUCACUGAGGAAGCAGUCAAACAUGGAUUCGUUUAUCUGGGUACAGUUAACAACGGUGACCUCGCUGUUGGCAAGUGUGAUGUCAACAGCCUUCACUUUGAUAUACAACAACAAAUAAACAUCAAACAGGACAGAACAUGGGAGAUGCUCGUAUAUAAAAAACGCAUUCCUCAAUCCCACCCAGCACUGUCAUCUCUUGAUCUUCCAUCUGUUGUCACCAUGCACACAAUGUCAAAGUUGUUCUUGGAACUGACACACUGUUACAUUUGUAUUGGAAAUGUUGGCUAUGAGGAGCUGUUGGAGGAGAAGAGAGAUGGGAUGGAAAUUGUCGUCUUUAAGGGUAACAAUGGUACCGUAGUUGCAAAGGAGGAGAAAGGUCUUAUCAAAGACGGGGGGAGACCAUACCACCAUACAAUCCGACAUGUCAACUGCCAACUUGUUAUUCCAUCAAAUAAAUUGACCAACAAAUGUGAAACAUGCACCAAGUAUAGCAGCUCAUUACGCGGGAUGCUACACAGGGUUAGACAUAAGGGCAACACGGAUCUGUCACACUCCUCAAGGGUUCCAAACAAGCACCUGACAAAAGAACAGCUGAGGGCCAAAACAGCAGAUGUGCAGCGGGAAAAGACACUACAAAAGACUAUAGCUUCAAAAGCAAAGGAAUGUGUUGAGAAGGCAGUAGAGAAGGAAGGGUGUCAUGUGAAGGAAAGCCAACAUGCUUUUUUACAAACAAUGUUAAAGACUGGGAAUGAUAAGAUGCAGUUUCAAGAUAACUCUCCACAGCAGUUUUUGUAUGAGCAGCAACUGAAGCAGGCACAGCAACAUGACGCAAGAACAAUGCGCUGGCAUCCCAUGAUGAUUCGGUGGUGCCUUUCAAUAUUCUACCAGUCACCUGCAGCCUACGACACAAUUCGCAACUCCGGAUUCCUUUAUCUACCUCACCGCACAACACUGCAACAAUAUUCCAAGUUCACAAAUCCAACUCCUGGCUUCAACCCGGACAUCCUGAAACGGCUAGGAGAAGAGUCAAAUGUUGUAAAUGAAGUAGAGUAUAAGAAGAAUGUUUGCCUGAUAUGGGACGAGAUGAAGAUAAAGUCAGGCCUUGUGUAUAGCAAAACAUCAGGAGAACUUGUUGGCUUCACAGACCUUGGUGGUGUAAACAACGAACUGAAAGCCUUUGAGAAAAGAUGUCAGGCUGAACAACAUGGAACUGAAGAAGAACCUGACCUGGCCACACACGUCCUUGCCUUCAUGGUGCGCGGCAUCUUCAUCAAUCUACAGUUUGUCUUUGCAUACUUUCCCUGCCUUGGUUUUUCCAGUGAUCAACUGUAUCCUGCUGUGUGGCAAGCGAAUGCAAUCUUGGACCAGAUGGGGUUCCAUGUGAGGGCAUUCGUGUCUGAUGGCGCAUCACCAAACCGGAGGUUUUACAAGGUCCAUGAGGAUGACCAACGUCUUGUGUACUGGACCUGGAAUCCCUACAGACCUGGCGAGAAGAUGUACUUCAUGUCUGAUGUGCCUCAUCUCAUGAAAACAACCCGCAACAACAUGGAGAAUUCGGGCUGGCACAGCAAAACAAGAAAUCUGCAUUACAACGGCCAGGAAAUCUCUUGGAAACACAUCGUCAGUGUCUACGAGUGGGAUUUAGGACUACAGCGACAAGCGGUUGGGCUGCGCAUGCUACACAAGCUGAAGGCAGAUCAUGUUUACCUGAACCCAGCCCUACGUAUGAGGGUCAACCUUGCCGUACAGGUCCUCAGCAACUCCAUGAGCUGUGCCCUUGCCAUGCAAGGCCGACACGACACAGUGUCAACAAGGAACUUCAUCAGCAUGAUGAAUCGUUUCUUCGACUGUUUAAACGUCCAAAACCAAUACCAGGGACAACGUGGGAACAUGCCAGAUCUGGAGCCCUAUAGAGAUGUCGACGACAUCAGAUUCACUUGGCUGGAGAAAGACUUCCUGGGCUUCUUGCAUCACUGGGAGCAGCAGGCUGCAGGAACACCAGGCCUGAGCAAGGACCAGAGAAACCGGAUGUGCCUGUCAAAACAAACACUUGAGGGGCUUAGAAUCACAGUUUCAUCUUUUGUAGAACUGACAAAGACGCUGAUCCAGGAGGAAGGUGUUGGCUAUGUCCUCAGUGAGAAGUUCACACAAGAUCCCCUGGAGCAGCACUUUGCAAAGCAGAGAAGAAGAUGUGGCGCAAACGAGAAUCCAACAGCCCUGGAGUUUGGUAGAAAUGAAAUCAACCUACACAUACUUAAGGACUCGAUAAGAUCUGUUGGGGGAAAUUGUAGGGGGAGGGCAGCUAAUGCACAAGCCAUCGACUUCACUGACAACACCCCAUUGCCUAAGAGACAGCGAAAGAAAUAGAAAGCCUUUCAGAAUGAAGCUUUAUUUGGCAUUAAACAGUUUAACAGUUGUUUCUAAUGUUGCCAAAUCUGUAGAUACUAAUAGUUCCUAAUGUUGUCCAAUUUGUACAUACUACUAGUAGUUUCUCUAAUGUUGCCCAAUAUUUACAUGUUAGCAGGUUCUAAUGUUGCCUAAUCUGUACAUUCUAGUCUUUCUUAUGAUAUAAAACCUGUACAUACAAACUAGUACACAAAGGUACUUUCUGUUCAUGUUGAUGUCAAAUGGUAGUAUCCCAGGUAAGGGAAUGCGAUUGAUUUG